CAUCUUAUUAUAUACAUAUCCCUUUGCAAGUCAGUGUCAGAAAACACAGACGACAGCGACAAAGAAAAAGACAGCUAAACGAAUACUUUGACGCAUUCUCACCAAAUAGAUUAACAAAUUAAACCCCUAUUAUUGUUUGAUCUUUAAUUUAAUUAUUCACUCUUCAAGCUCACCUUAACCCCUUUUUCCCCUUUCAUAUUUCUUUAUCACACUCCAACCUUAUCUUCUCCGAUCAAAUUAGGGUUUCUUAAUUUUGCUACUGCUUACUUUGAUUUUGUUCAAGAAUUCUGAUCGAGAUGACGAACCGGUGGUGGGCGGCCGCGGGAGUCGACUCGUCGUCGCCGGCGCCGGCGAUCGGGAAAUCCGAUCUCGUGAGCGAGAGCAUGGCGAUGAAGAAUCCGGAUCUGAGCAUAGCAAUGAACGACGGCGUCGGGGGCGGGGGCGGGGGCGGGGGUGAGGAAGAGGAGGAGGAGAGGGAGGGGGCGGUGGAGGCGCCGGCGCGGCGCCCGAGGGGGAGGCCGUCGGGCUCGAAGAACAAGCCGAAGCCGCCGAUCUUCGUGACGCGCGACAGCCCCAACGCGCUGCGCAGCCACGUACUGGAGGUGGCGAGCGGCUCCGACGUGGCGGAGUCGAUCGCGCAGUUCGCGCGGCGGCGGCAGCGCGGGGUGUGCGUGCUCAGCGCCAAUGGAACAGUCGCCAACGUCACGAUCAGGCAGCCGUCAGCAGCCGCUGGCGCGGUGGCGCUGCACGGCAGGUUCGAGAUACUGUCGCUCACCGGAUCGUUCCUGCCCGGGCCGUCGCCGCCCGGGUCGACGGGGCUGACCGUGUACCUCGCCGGCGGGCAGGGGCAGGUGCUGGGGGGCAGCGUCAUCGGCGCGCUGGUCGCGGCCGGGCCAGUGAUGGUGAUCGCCUCCACGUUCUCGAACGCGGUGUACGAGCGGCUGCCGCUCGAGGAGGAGGAGGAGGAGGCCGGCGGCGGCGGAGAUAUGGGCGGCGGCGUGGAGCAAGGAGGCAUGGGUGAUCUAAGUGGCUAUAAUAAUAUGGCGGCAGCGAGCUUGCUUCAUAAUGGUGGCCACAUCAACAAUGAUAACUAUGCUAAUUGGAGUCAUGGCCGCAAUCCAUAUUAGGUAAUUAUUGUUAGAAAUUAAGUGUGUCUGUGUGUGUGACUUUGAUUAGUCCAUAAUUACUCGAUUGCUAAUGAUGUUCAUUAAUUUCGCCUCUUAUCCUAACGCUGUUCAAACA
Molecule: messenger RNA, 1242 nt
Organism: Salvia miltiorrhiza (redroot sage)
Lineage: Eukaryota; Viridiplantae; Streptophyta; Magnoliopsida; Lamiales; Lamiaceae
Product: AT-hook motif nuclear-localized protein 19-like
Exons: 1
Coding region: 297-1127 (276 amino acids)
Cellular component (GO): nucleus
Molecular function (GO): DNA-binding transcription factor activity; minor groove of adenine-thymine-rich DNA binding
Source: RefSeq, a predicted model, not a curated record